AGAGCGCAUGCGCGCAUGAGUGCCGCGAAAUGCAUCAUGGUCUUUUGUCCGGAAGUCUUGGUCACAUUAUUUCAGCACAAUGUUAAAUGUCACAUGUCAUAGUUCGAACUUCGUACUGUUGUAUAUGCUUUGACUAGCCAUUUAAGACAGCGAUUCAUAAUGUCACACGCGUCGAGAUCAGCUUUGGCAGUUUAAUUUCGAUGAAUUCUGGGAAUUUGAGUUUUUUUCACGGCACGAGGCGCCGCGCCACUUUAGCUUGACAUGUGCAUCUAGCUAAUACCGUUUGUGGUCGGUCGUAACUCGUACAACUUUACCAGUAAUAUGUCGUUUUGUUUUAAUUUCACCGUCGAUGGAAAUACGUCGCUCAGCAACAAGACUGAAUGUGCUGCAAAAACUUGUUUGUUGUCAUCAGAAUCCUCAUAAUAUACAGCCUGAGUCGGAGGAACGUGACAGCCCGGCAGAGCCAGUGAAAGAAGCCAAAGAGCACUUCCCGCCCUCUGACCCCCAGCACCUUCUCGACGACGCCGUCUAUGAAACAGUUUCCGUCGGCACUCUCCCUCCGCUUCACUACCUCAAUGAAACUAUUUUCGAGAAGACUGUCUCAGAGAGGGAGGAUGUGGAGAACGUUCUUUCCCGCACGGCCGAGCAGAGGUCUGACCUCAUCUCUGGAGUGUACGAGGGAGGGCUGAAGGUCUGGGAGUGCACGUAUGACCUUCUGGAGGUCAUCGACAGGGAAGGGGAGACAUUCGGCGAUAAGGUGGUCUUGGAUUUGGGCUGCGGGGCCGGGCUAUUGGGGAUAUUGUCUUUGAAAAGAGGAGCCAGGCAAGUCCACUUCCAAGACUACAACAGUACAGUCAUUGAGCAGCUUACUGUGUCAAACGUCAUUCUAAACUGCCAUGAUGAUGACAGUAAAGGGGAGGGCGAGGCAACACUAGAGAUGGAAGAAGACUGUAAAUUAAACACAAAAGAUGGCAGCCUACCCCGUAAAAGAAGAGCUUUAGAUGCCGCAUCCCAACACCCGUUACUAUCCAGGUGUAAAUUUUAUUCUGGUGACUGGCGCACAUUUCUUACUUUGGCCUCAAAUCAGGAGACACAAUUGAAAUACGACAUUAUACUGACCUCAGAGACAAUAUACAACACUGCUUAUUACCCAGCGCUUCACGACGCCCUCCACAAACUGUUGGCAGCGCACGGAGUGGUCUACCUGGCCACAAAGGCCCACUACUUCGGAGUGGGAGGUGGCCUGCACCUGUUUGAGACUUUUGUGGUGGAAAGAGGGGUUUUCUCUCUGGAUCACCUGUGGGAUAGCGAAGACGGACUUCAAAGACAUGUCGUAGUCCUACGUUUUAAAAAAGAAUCAGAGUAGUCCUGUAUAACUGUGUGAAUAAUAACUUGAUGUGAGCUCAGUGAAGCGUACUUCACCUUGGAAUAUUAAAGUCAGCCUUAUUUGUCAGAUGGUCUGCUAAUGUGUGAAGGAAUUGGCACAGAUUUCAUUAUACUGCACUUGUUUCAGGUAAUUAGUUGAUAAAACCAGAGAUUAUCUAUCAGAAGACCAUGUUAGGACACACAUCCAAUGUACUACUGACAACUCCAAGACAUUGGUUAUGAAGCAAGUGCCACGAGUUGUAUGUAUUAUGUAUGUUUCUGUAUGCUAAUAUCCUAAAGAAAUGAUUCAUAUAAGAAAAAUCCAGUUGAGGGCUUCAAAAUCAAAAUAUAGUCUCAAAGUUUCUAUUGACUGUCAGUGUAACUUGCAAAACACAUACAGCACCAGAAGGCACAUUAAUGGGAAGUAGUGUUUUAUUAUUAUUGGUUCCCUUAAGUAUAACAUUAUUAAAAAUAGAACUCCAUUCUUGACUUCAAUACUAACUCCUUAUUUCUAAAAUCACAAAUACUUAAACUUGCUGAUGUAGUUAAUCUUCAAACAGCUAAAAUAAUGCAUUAGGCUAAAAAUAACCAAUUACCUAAAAAUGUCAUCCAAUACUUCUCUACAAGAGAGGAGAAAUAUGAUCUCAGGGAAGAACUACAUUUGAAACACUUAUAUGCUAGGACUACGUUAAAAAGCCAUAGCAUUUCAGUAUGUGGAAUCAAACUAUGGAAUGGAUUGAGUAAGACCCUCAAACAAUGCACAACGAUGAGCCAAUUCAAGAAACAAUACAAGCAGUUGAUGUUUGCUAAAUACAAGGAUGAAGAGUCUUGAACCAGUCAUGAUGUGCUAUAUAUAUCACUAUAUUGACACUUACUAUGGUACACAUAAUGUUCGGUACAAGGUACAUUAUUUAAAAAAACCCACUGUAUUAUGGAAAGCAGGAAGUGAACAAAUGAAACAGUUACUGAUUGUAAAAGUAAACUAUAUUAGGAAAGCAGGAAGUGAACAAAUGUAACAGUUACUGAUUAUAAAAGUACCAGAUGGAGGGGUAGGAUUUAAUAAGCUUUGCUUCUUCCUACUCCUUUUGGACAUGUGGAACUGUGAACUGAUUAUGUGAUGCAUUCAAUUGUAAUCUGAUGCAUGUUCAAAUGAAAUAAAACCAUUACCAUUACCAAUCAUGCUAAUCUACAGAAUAUGCGCAACAAUCGUUUUGCCAGCAGCCCAGGUGGACUGUCAACCAGUUGCUAGUCUUGUGAUACCCAGUACAUGUCUCUACAAUCGAUUAAUCUUAAGGAUUUAUGGCUGUUUUUUUAUGGACCGAUGCUGCCACAUCUCUCGCUUGUCUAACCAGUCACAUCAGUAUAUGGUUUACAUCCCCAGUUAGAACUAAUAAUAAUAUAAUUAAUACUAAUAUUAGUUAUUGUGGGUGCGCUGAGAUGAUGUCUCAUCCCAAAGUCAAUGUUUCACCCCCCCACAACACACCCACACACUUCCUACAUAGACAUCUUCCAGUAAGAGGACCAGUUGAAAGGGGGCUGUUCCAGGUCUAUUUCGCCACACCAGGAGGAAAGAAAGGAAAUGGGCUCAGUGACCUUUGCCAGUGAUUUCCCCCGUGUUCAAACAGUGGCAUGAAAGCGAGGCUUGUUUCUGAAGUCCAACACAAAAUGUCAAUUGCAACUUAUCCCGCCUGCUCGAGGAUGUAGCUUGAAAGUGGAUUCGGGCGUCACGGUACGUCAGUGGUGGGGCUCAGUGGGGUCUCUGUAAGCCUAAUUCCAAAAAAAAAAGUCCACAUGCUUAAUUCUGGGGCUUUUCAUUGUUUGCUCCUUCAGUGGAAAAAUAAAAUACUAAUUUCCCCAUUCCUGGGUGUGGCUUGUAUAACAACCACUUGAUGUGACACAUGCUGAUGUCGGUAUACAUCCUGGAAAAUAGACAUCCAGGAAAUGCAGUGAAGUAAUCUGUUAGCGCCUUUUGUGAAAAAAAUAUGUAUCAUGUCUGGUCUUGUUUAAAGGGAUGACAAUAUUUUUUAGACUUCAUAAUCUGCCUCACCUGUGUCCAUGUGAGUCAGCAUUUUGUGACCUGUCGCCGAACAAAGAAUUAAAAAGCGAAUUGUUUCCCUGUUC
This is a messenger RNA of Doryrhamphus excisus (bluestripe pipefish), 3486 nucleotides long. Lineage: Eukaryota; Metazoa; Chordata; Actinopteri; Syngnathiformes; Syngnathidae. The record is from RefSeq and is a predicted model, not a curated record.